Molecule: messenger RNA, 1692 nt
Organism: Xenopus laevis (African clawed frog)
Lineage: Eukaryota; Metazoa; Chordata; Amphibia; Anura; Pipidae
Gene: npw.S
Exons: 2
Coding region: 66-851 (261 amino acids)
Source: RefSeq, a predicted model, not a curated record
UCCCACCUGUAACCCAAGAGUGCUCCUCGCUUAUACAACUCCCUCGCCAGUGUGGGGUUUGGAAGAUGAUGGGUCGACCUGUCCCUAAUGCAUGGUGGUGGUUUCUUGGCUUGUUGUUCCUUCUUGUCCCCCAGCCAGGGACCCCCUGGUACAAGCAUUCAGCCAGUCCCCGAUAUCACACGGUGGGCAGAGCUUCAGGACUUCUAAUUGGGGUCCGGGGGUCCCCUUAUCUGUGGAGGAGACAACUAACAGGGAACAACGUUGAUGAGAAGUUACAGGGGGAACCAGAGGGCAUGAAAGUGGCACAGGGUGCAGAGAGAAGCAACUUUCUACCAGAUCCCAGGGAGACCCCUGAAAGGUGGGAGAAACAAAUAGAACUAGAGAGGAGUCUUGAACAGGUGAGAAGGGACCUGCAAGAUAAAGAAGAGGUCCAGUGGGACAGAAGAAGCCUUCAGGGCACAGGGGAGCAGAAGAGGAGACUUCAGUCACCAGCUGAAGAUCAAGGUCUAUAUAAAGAGGAAAGAAGCAACUUCCCAGGAGAAGAGGACAACUUGCCUCACUCCACUCCAGAGGAACAGGAGCCAGGGAACAUCUUGCCUGGGAACCAAAAGAGGGAGGCGAAUAUGCAGGGGGAGUCCAGUCAGCCAUGGACAAGGUCCAGGUCAGAUCCUGAAGCAUGGAAUACUGAGAGCCUUCCCUCUGGAUCUUGGAAUGGGGACCAGUUCUCUUGUGACGACUUCAAACUGAUUUUCUACAAGUUCCUUUGUAACUCCAGCCUCCGCUUUUUGUCUCACACUCCACUGAGAGCCAGACGGAGAAGAACGAGUGAUGAACUUGGAGGGCUCCAUUAAAAAAACACAGGCCAUUGGACUCAAGGUUGAACUCAGUGUAGUUCUUGUCAUUGACCAGACUUAUCUGUAUCCACUGGUGCAACCAUUUAGGGUAAUGCAUGUUGUAUGGUUAUUCAUCUCUAUGUGAACUGGUGCGUCUGACUAUAGGCCUACUUUCUAAACCAUUAUUCUUCCUCUUUCUUUAUUCUCCUAGUGUCUUCUCUGUCCACUAUCCUUCCCUCUAUUUACCAUGUUGUUUCUGAUACAGAAAUGGACAAUGCCAGGGCAAUGCUGUAUUAAGUUUCUGUGCGACCUUAGGUUUGUGUAAGUGACUUCACAUGCGCACAGGGCUGGAUUUCUAAUUCCGGCGCCCAUUUCGCUCCGCCCCCCUCCCGCAACGCACCCGAUCAUCCCUCAUCCAAAUGCAGAAAAAAACAUAACCUUCAUAAUCUGCCAAAUUUUGUAAAAUUAACAUAGUAAUUAGGGGGUGUGAUCACAAAAUGGGUUUUUUCCAAAAAAAAUUGCUGCGCUCCACAAGGCAAAUCUUUUUGUCCCUCUUUCUAUUUCCAAAAUGUUGGGAGGUGUGCCUUGAACAUUCCACAGAAGCCCAUUCCUAUGAUUCUUUCUUCACUUGCUGUGCAUUUAUUAAUGGUUGCACCUUUGGAACUCACUUUAGUUCCCAGUUCUGCAUUGUGAUGUUUCAACAGGGAUAAUAGUUGUAAAAAAAAGAACAAAAAAUAAUUUAAAAAAAAUAAUUUUUAGAUGGAAAUAUCUUGCUAGCAAUAUCAUGUUAUUUAAAAGUCCUUUAAUUAUUAUGUCUGCUUUAUAGGAAUUUAUCAUCAAUAAAAACGGGUUGAUUCAA